Molecule: messenger RNA, 4661 nt
Organism: Mya arenaria
Lineage: Eukaryota; Metazoa; Mollusca; Bivalvia; Myida; Myidae
Product: toll-like receptor 4
Exons: 1
Coding region: 238-2973 (911 amino acids)
Biological process (GO): immune response; inflammatory response; toll-like receptor signaling pathway
Cellular component (GO): membrane
Molecular function (GO): protein binding; transmembrane signaling receptor activity
Source: RefSeq, a predicted model, not a curated record
ACGAGUGUUAUUACCAAAAUGAGUUUACAAUUAUUAUUAAUAUGGAGUCAAGAAAGCUGAACAUUCAAGAAAAAGAACAAAACGAUCGGAUUAAAAUUUUCAUGACAUUGCUCUGCGUGAAGAUAAAGUGGAUACAAUACAAUUUUACACCAAUUGUUUAUAACGAGAAAAUUUACUGCAUGAAGUGAAAAUUAAAAGAUAUCUGGAGUGUAAAAACCUAAAUAAUCAAAGAUAGCCAUGUCGGACUUAAUUUUAAUAAUAUUGCUCUGCUCGUUCUUGGCCAUCGGUCAUUGUCAGUACAUGGAAUCGCCAAAUAUGUCAUGUGAAAUUCCUAAGACUUCCAGAAAAUCAAGAUGCGGAACGAGUGACCCAUGCUGGUGUUACUAUUCAUCUAUAUUAACUGUAGAUUGUUCUGGCUCGAAUCUUGAAAAAGUUCCGCACGGAUUACCAACAGAGACUGUUAUAUUAAUUUUGCAGAACAAUUCAAUAAAUACCACUGAGAAGGGCUCGUUCGCUCGUUUCACCAAUCUAACUUGCUUAGAUUUAUCAUCGAACAAGAUUGGGACAAUAAAGACUGGUUCCUUUAUGAACAGUUUGUUUCUACGAACACUCCUUUUAAGUGAAAACAAUAUCACGUAUUUUGGCAAAGGCGUUCUUUCAACCCACAAUUACUUAGAAACACUGGAUGUUAGAAGGAAUUUAAGGAAAGCUAAAACGAGUUAUCCAUGUAAAAUCCAACAAGAGACACAAAAGGCUACAAAUCUACAAGAGUUGUCAAUAGAUGGAUCUCCAUGUACCGCGAACCUCAGCUUUUCACACCUUACAUCGCUUAUUCUUGGAGGAGACGAAACAUUGUGUGAUAUAAACACUAUUCUAUCAAGUAUGUUCACUCAGCUACCAAGUCUCCGCAAACUGCAGCUACGCAAUUGUCAAAUCCAAAGGGUCGAGAAUGGUAGUUUCUCUAAUCUGAAAAAUUUACGCUUUCUUGAUUUGUCCUCAAACCCUUAUCUUACGUUUUCAGCGAUGCCAAAUUUCACAUUUGGAUUGAUUCCCACCAACAUAAGUUUUCUGAAUAUCUCAAACUUGCACACAACCUUUGGUGACUGCACCAUAUUAACGGCAUCAGAUCUUGAAUACCUUUCAAAAACAAGCAUCGAACAUUUGUACCUCGAUUCCAAUCGAAUCAACAACAUGGAAAUAGAGGCAGUUCGGUUUAUUCCAAAGCAGUUGAAGACGUUAUCGGUGGUUGACAACAAAUUAGCUCUGGGACAUUACGUGGUUCAGAUUUUCGCCAAUAUUGUUACUAAAGAACUAUUUUCUGAUUUGGAAACAAUUUGGUUUUCGCAUCAGCACAAAGACCAUCGAUUUAGACAUUUUUAUUUAGUGAACGACGUGUUUCAACGUAAACUGUCCCACAAUGCAAACAUCACAAAUAGGGCAAUGUUAUAUUCGGACCCAAAGCGAUCUUCAAGAACACGAUAUUUGCGCUCGAUGACGGAUAACAAUGCUAGAAAACUGAAGAAUGAAUCCUUUAAAGACGACCUAUUGGACGAUUUUACUUCAUCUAUUGAUUUCCAGAUCAGGAAUGGUCUAUGCGAUAAUUGUCUAAAUGUUUCAAAUUCAAUCCCAAGGUUUCCUCUUCCGGCGGCCGUGCGACAUGUGGAUGCAAAAGAUCUUAAAGUACGUACUACAAUACGCAGCUCCUGUUUUUGUCAGCCAAAUAAUAUCCAGACCGUUAAUCUUUCUACCAACGUUUUACAUACUUGGAACGGACCAAUACUAGGUCUAGAUAAACUGAAAGAAUUGCAUUUGGACGAUAACUCUUGUUCUGAAAUUGCCCAAAAUGCAUUUCACAACAUGGCCAAUCUAGAAAUUCUGAACAUGGCUCAGAAUUAUUUGGGGUAUGUUUUUAAAAAUGACAAUGAGGGUAUCUUAUUAAGUAGGCUUAAAAAAUUAAAGUACUUGGAUCUUUCUUCAAACAAGAUCAAACAACUUCCAAAGGGAGUGUUUAUUGGACUUGUGGGUCUUCAACAGUUGCUUUUGCGAGACAACAUUCUCGAAAGCGUCUCAUUUGAAGCCAACCAUAUGCAACAUCUUAAAUUUAUUGACCUAACUUUGAAUAUGAUCAAAACAAUAAGUCCUGACACCCUUACGCUUUUUACAAAAGUGAUUGUCGGUAACAAUUUUUCUAUUGCAUUGAAAAAGAACAACUUCUGUUGUACUUGCAAAUAUGUUUAUUUGGUAAAAUGGUUCUCUGAGACCAAGGUCACAGCUUUUCAGGAACUGAACCAGUACAAAUGCACAUUCGAUAAUGGGUCGAAAGGAUAUCUUUCUAAUGCACACCAAAUAUACAAAACACUAAACAAACAAUGUGCCAAUUACCUGCCCUUGAUUGUCUCCACGAGUAUUUCGCUCUUCAUCAUACUCGUCAUCAUUACAUGCAGCUUCGUUUACAGAUAUAGAUGGGACUUACGGUACAUGUACUAUUCGGCAAAAUACCGUUUCAAGGGCUAUGUUCCAGUUAACCAUGAAUACGGUGACUACGAGUUUGACGCAUUUGUGUCCUAUGCCGAGAAAGAUGCCGUCUUUGUUCGCCAGAGGCUUGUUCCCGAGUUAGAAUCAAUUCGGAGCUUACGUCUGUCGGUCCACGACAGGGAUUUUUUGGCCGGAAAUAUGAUAAAUGAAAAUAUUAUCCACGCAAUAACCAGUAGCCGAAAAACCCUCAUUAUCAUGUCACCAAACUUUCUGGCCAGCAGUUGGUGCGUGUACGAAAUGAAUAUGGCUCGCAUGGAAACCAUUAAAACCGGAAGGGACGUUUUGUGCGUGGUACUCAAAGAGAAUGUGCAAACGAAUGGACUUCCCUUGGAAAUUUUGGACGUGUUCCGCGAAAGGACCUACUUGGAACUACCAGUCGAAGGAGGUGACCUGGAGGAUCAAUUUUGGGACAGGCUAGCAGACGCUGUUUGUCAAUAGUUGUAUUUUGAUUAUUAUUGUUGUGUAUACAAUAUAUAAUUAGCAAUAUUCCUAACGCGCCAUCUGUUGAUACUUGUUGGUGGAAGCUGGCAAGGUUGUUGACAUAUAUGUGGGCGGUGAAGCAUGAAUGAAGGUUAUCCUAGUAAAGUGUUUUCAAUCAAAACAAGAAAAAAAGUGAUGCAUAGCAUCAAGUCGGUGCGAUAACAAUAAAAGAACAAAAAAACAUGCAUGUCGAUCACCAAAAAGUUGUUAUUUACUUCAAUGAUAAAAUGUUAAUUAAACAUCUGUAAAACAUCAUUGUAGAUCAUACUGCAACAAUCGUAUCUGUUUUCGGGAAUACACUUUACUGUUAUGAGUAAAUUGAACGGGGAUACAAAAAAGACAUUGUUUGGAAAUAUUCUGGAAUUCCCUUGGAAAUUUUGGACGUGUUCCGCGAAAGGACCUACUUGGAACUUCCGGUCGAAGGAGGUGACUUGGAGGAUCAAUUUUGGGACAGGCUAGCAGACGCUGUUUGUCAAUAGUCGUCUUAUGAUUAUUAUUGUUGUGUAUACAAUCUAUAAUUAGCAAUAUUCCUAACGCAUCAUAUAUUGAUACUUGUUGGUGGACGCUAAGGUUGUUGACAUAUCAAUGUGUGGGCAGUGAAGCAUGAAUGAAGGUUAUCCUCGUAGAGUGUUUUCAAUCAAAACAAGAAAAAGUGAUGCAUAGCAUCAAGUCGGCGCGAUAACAAUAGAAGAAAAACAUGCAUGUAGAACACCAAAAAGUUGUUAUUUACCUCAAUGAUAAAAUGUUAAGUAUACAUUUGAUCGAAAGACAUCAUUGUUGAUCAUACUGUAACAAUUGUAUUUGUUUUUGUGAACACACUUGUAAUCUUUUGAAUGGCAUUUGCAAAACAAACAAUUAAGCUGAAUGUUAGUUUUUCAAAACGCCUUUUGUCGCUGCUCGCAAAGGGAAGUUACUGCGUAGGAGAUUGCAAAACAUAAAGGAAAUUGUUAUACUACUGUGUAACCGUCAUUUAUUCGAGGACACGUUGGUAUUUAAAAUCAUUUAAAAAAAAAAUAAAAAGCAAUAUUCUGGGGCGUUAUAAUUUAAGACUUCGUUAUCAAUAAAAGAAAACAUUUUUUUAAACACAAUGUACCUCACAUUUUACAGUACAACGAGGAAAAUAUAAAAAACCCACAUUAUUCUUCAAUUCAUGACCUGGUCCCUUAGUUUAAGUUACAUUUUGGACAAUAUCAAAUAUAGUCGGCGCCUUCUGAGGCUUAUGAUAAUAAAGACUAAUGGAGAAAAUUGCACAUUUCAAAUUUCUUUGUAUUUAUUUUGAGAUAUAGACUCCGCUAAUAGAUAGUUAUGGUAACCUACUUGAUACCUCGUGCAAGGUUUAUAAGUAUAAUAUUCAAAUGCUUUACUGAAUUAUCGUGAGAACAUGGAUUAAAGAACGAAAAAUAUAAACGGAAUGAACCGAUUUUCAAUGACUUGUUUUAAAAAACAACAGCAGCAGCAACAACAAAGAAAUAACAACCAGAACAGAACAGUAAUAUGGUAUAUGUACUGUGUUCUUGAUGUAACAGUCUAUAAUUAACAUUAUGCAUUAUAUUUGCUGUAUAUUCAUAGUAAUAACAUGUUUGUGUUAUUCCUGUGGUUUCUCUUUAUGAAGUUAAUCGAAUUAAAAUGUUAUAUGUAUAUACAUA